Molecule: messenger RNA, 2116 nt
Organism: Cuculus canorus (common cuckoo)
Lineage: Eukaryota; Metazoa; Chordata; Aves; Cuculiformes; Cuculidae
Product: DDB1- and CUL4-associated factor 8
Exons: 12
Coding region: 374-2116 (580 amino acids)
Cellular component (GO): Cul4-RING E3 ubiquitin ligase complex; cytoplasm
Molecular function (GO): protein binding
Source: RefSeq, a predicted model, not a curated record
UGGUGGUGGUGCUGCUGUCGCGCGGCGUCGCGCGGCUGCCGCUGCCGUAAAGCGCGUGUCGCCGCGCCGUAAAGCGCGCGGGGGAGGUGUCGCGCUGAGAUGGCGGCGGGUGGGCCCGGGGCCGGGGCCUGAGCCGCGCCGGGAGCAGCUUUGGGGUCCCAGGGCGGCCGGACCCUGCGCUGCCAGGCUUUGCCCCAUCUGUUUCAUCGCCUGCCAGCGAACAUCUGGCCCCGGAGCCACCGCUCAGAAGAGCUGAGCCGGGCCGGCGUGGGAAGGACGUGGUGGGAACGCGGGCACGAGGCCGCAUCCUGGCAUGCUGGGGCCGUGAAAUCGGGGCAAGGCAUCUGGCAGGGUGAGCGCUCCAGAAGACACGAUGUCGGAUAAAGGGAGCAGCAUGGAGGGGAAGACGGACAUAGUGAACGGCAGCCUGUCCAGCAGCCCAGAGGAGAUGUCAGCCGAGGAGGGCCGGGAAACAUCCUCUGGCAUCGAGGUGGAGGCCUCAGACCUCAGCCUGAGCCUGACGGGAGACGAGGUGGGGCCCAACCGCACCAGCACGGAGAGCCGGGACACGGACACGGAGAGCUCGGGUGAGGAGAAGGACUCGGACAGCAUGGACGACACGGGCCACUACUCCAUAAACGAGGAGAGCCGCGCCAUGGACCGGUCGCACUCGGAGGAGGAGGAAGAGGAGGAAGAAGAGGAGCAGCAGCGUUCCCACCGCCGCGCCCAGCGCAAGCGCGCCAACCACGAGCACGACUCUUCAGACGACGAGCAGGCCCUGGAGGACUGGGUCUCCUCGGAGACCACGGCGCUGCCGCAGCCGCGCUGGCAGGCGAUCCACGCCCUCCGGGAAAGGGAGCUGGGCUCCAGCUCCCGCUUCGUCUACGAUGCCUGCGGAGCCAGGGUCUUCGUGCAGCGGUUCCAGCUGCAGCACGGCCUGGAAGGGCACACGGGCUGCGUCAACACCCUGCACUUCAACCAGCGCGGCACCUGGCUGGCCAGCGGCAGCGACGACCUCCGGGUGGUGGUGUGGGACUGGGUCCGGCGGCGGCCGGUGCUGGAGUUCGAGAGCGGCCACAAGAGCAACGUCUUCCAGGCCAAAUUCCUCCCCAACAGCGGCGAUUCCACGCUGGCGAUGUGCGCACGGGACGGCCAGGUCCGUGUUGCCGAGCUCUCUGCCACCCAGUGCUGCAAGAACACCAAGCGCGUGGCGCAGCACAAGGGAGCAUCCCACAAGCUGGCCCUAGAACCGGAUUCUCCAUGCACUUUCCUAUCAGCAGGUGAAGAUGCUGUAGUCUUCACCAUCGACCUGAGACAAGACCGGCCUGCCUCGAAACUGGUGGUGACGAAGGAAAAGGAGAAGAAGGUGGGUUUGUACACCAUCUACGUGAACCCUGCCAACACUUUCCAGUUUGCUGUGGGGGGCAGAGACCAGUUUGUCCGGAUUUACGACCAGCGGAAAAUAGAUGAGAACGAGAACAAUGGUGUGCUGAAGAAGUUCUGCCCUCACCACUUGGUGAACAGCGAAUCCAAAGCCAACAUCACCUGCCUGGUCUACAGCCACGACGGCUCCGAGCUGUUGGCCAGCUACAACGAUGAGGACAUUUAUCUCUUCAACUCCACGCACAGCGAUGGGGCCGAGUACGUCAAGAGAUACAAGGGGCACCGCAACAACGCCACCGGUGAGGGACGGUGUCGGGCCUGGGGGGCUACCCUGGGAGGCUGCUGGGCUCCCACUGCCUCCACAGCCCCUUUCCCCAGCAGCGAGGGGGGUCGGGGGGCUAUGGAUUGGGGCGUCCGUGUCCUCGUGCUGGCAGCCAGAACUCGGGGCCAUCCGUGGAGCCAACCCGGAAGAAUAAAUCACCCGCUUUUAGCUCUUUUCUGCAGCCCCCGGUGUUUCGUUGUCUUCCUCCUUUCACACAAACUCCGGGGCUUGCAAAGAAUGAGCCAUUGUGUGUCCGGGGAAGGAAGAGAUCGCGCCGGUAACCUGGAAAACCCGCUGCCUGCCAGGCAGGAUGGGAACUGGUGGGAAUUGGCUCCUGACAGCCUUGGGCCCGGCCCGGGGUGGGCGGUGACAGCGGCGCUGCGGGCUCAGAGGGCCCCGGGGCGGCGGUGA